AUGAGUUGGGGCAGUAGAGGAACUCUUGGGUUCAAAUGGAUAUGGGUUUCUUUAUGGAUUCUACAGCCUCAGGUGUGUUUAGGUUCCAUGAUUGUCUGGACAGCAUAUGUAGAGCUGAGCUACUUUAAUACAGGAACCAAUCAAACCCAGAUCAGUGUGUGUGAAUGUGGAGUGUAUGGAUCAAACUCCCCACUGGGGAGGGCUGCCGGCUUUGUAGCACUGCCUGAUUCAGACCCCUUGGCCUGCCAGCCCAACACCACUUUCUCCAUCUCGCACAAACCAUGGAUCGCUCUGAUCAAACGAGGAAACUGCACCCACGCAGAGAAGAUCCUGGCAGCUCAGAAGGCUGGAGCUGCAGCUGUGGUGAUCUACAACUUGGAUGGAACAGGAAAUGGAACGAACACCAUGUCACAUCCAGGAACAGGUGACAUCGUGGCGAUCAUGAUUGGGAAUAUUUUGGGCAGAGAGAUCACAGAGCUGGUUAAAGGAGGAACUGAGGUUUUUAUGGGAAUUGAAGUGGCGAAUCCUCACGGUCCCUGGAUUAACCCGUUCUGGGUUUACGUCAUGUCCUUUACCUUCUUCUCGAUAACAGCUGUAAUUCUGGGUUAUUUUACCUUUGUGAUGAUUAAGCGUCUUUACCGAAACCGACAGCUCCGCCUCCAGCAGCAAGAGUUAAAGAAAGUAGCAAAAAAAGCUAUCGCCAAGUUACAAGUUCGGACUCUGCGCAGAAACGAUCCGGAAGUGGAAAGUGAUGAGAUGAGCUGUGCAGUUUGUAUUGAUAUGUUUAAGAGAUGUGAUGUGGUAACUACGCUUCCCUGCAGCCAUAUAUUCCACAAGACGUGCAUUGAGCAGUGGUUACUGGAACAUCAUACCUGCCCCAUGUGUAAAUAUGACAUUCUCAAAAGAGAGGUGGGUGUGCAGCGGACUCAGGAAGCCCACUCAGAAUCAGCCGAUGUCACGUUUUAUCCGGUUUCUGUAUCAGGAUUGAUGAAUCCACCUGAUGUUGUUUCAUUCUCACAACUACAAGAACAAAGUCGACUUCACACUGAUGAGAUGGUUCUUCAGGUACCAGAUCUUGCUCGUGAAGAUCAGAACAGUAAAACAGAUCAGACUUACACAAAUGCUGCAUUUGAACAUGAACAGGAGAAACAACAAAGCUCUUAUCAACAGAGCGCCAACGCUCCAACACAGCGAGUUUAGACUCAUUUAUCUGAUCACUUGAUGAAGAUUGCACAUGAAGAUUCAGAUUGGAUCAGAUUUGAUCAAAUACAGAAAUGAACUUUCCCCUGCAGUUAAAAUAAGUGAACGGUGAGGAUUCUGAUUGCUGGUGUGUUGUUAAAUAAUUGCACUUUAAAUGUUGUUGAUCUGUGGCUAAAAACUGUGUGCGCUCUGAUUUAAAAAUUGUUUAUUUAAUACAAAUUUACAAAACAAUUUACAGAUUUAUGUUUAAAGUAAAAAUGUUUUCUAGUUCUACUUACAGAUGAGCCAAAAUAAAUCUACACCAUAUCAAAUAUGAAACUGAAUAAAUAUUGCACAAUAAAAAAACAAC
This is a messenger RNA of Trichomycterus rosablanca, 1549 nucleotides long. RefSeq names its product E3 ubiquitin-protein ligase RNF128 (gene rnf128b). Lineage: Eukaryota; Metazoa; Chordata; Actinopteri; Siluriformes; Trichomycteridae. Bases 1 to 1200 code for a protein of 399 amino acids. The record is from RefSeq and is a predicted model, not a curated record. The transcript is spliced from 7 exons.